Molecule: messenger RNA, 245 nt
Organism: Racocetra fulgida
Lineage: Eukaryota; Fungi; Glomeromycota; Glomeromycetes; Diversisporales; Gigasporaceae
Source: the annotation of a GenBank genome assembly
AAAAGAAUAAUAAAAGAAGAAAGAAAAUGAAAAAAAAAGAAAAAAAUGAACAAAAUAAAGAAAAGAUAAAAGAAAGAACUGAAGAAACAAAAAAAAACUCCCAAAAAGAAAACAAAGUAAAAAAAAUAAAAGAAGAAAAAAAAAAACGAAAAGAAAAAAAAAAAGAACAAAAAGAAAAAGAACAAAGCAAAAAAUCAGUGAAUAAAAAAACAAUAAAAGAAAUUGAAAAAAAAGAAACAAUAUAG